Molecule: messenger RNA, 8072 nt
Organism: Chroicocephalus ridibundus (black-headed gull)
Lineage: Eukaryota; Metazoa; Chordata; Aves; Charadriiformes; Laridae
Gene: RIF1
Product: replication timing regulatory factor 1
Exons: 35
Coding region: 52-7059 (2335 amino acids)
Biological process (GO): telomere maintenance
Cellular component (GO): nucleus
Source: RefSeq, a predicted model, not a curated record
GAGACGGCUGGGGUCGGUGCUGGCGGCACUGAGCUGCUCGGCCCUCGCACCAUGAGCGCUCCCGCCGCCUGCCCCGGCUUGCAGCCGCUGCUGGAGACCCUGGAGGAUCCGACCGCCCCGCUGGGGGACCUCACUGACGCGCAUCUCACUAUCGCCAAUCGCUUGACGGGUGAGGAAGGCAAAGAAUUCACUGCAGAUGUCAGAAAACACUUUUCUCAACUUUGCAAAGUGUUUAAGGCACACAUUUCUAAUCAAAACUCAGAGCUAAGUAAUGCAGCAUUACAGGCGUUAGGAUUCUGCGUUUUUAAUUCAAACAUUACAUCUGGAUUAUCUGCAACUGAAAUACGAGACUUGCUUUCAAUGGUGAACAGUGUUGCUGUAAAAACUUCAGACAAAAACACUCGCACUCGGGCACUUUGGGUGAUCUCUAAGCAGGCGUUUCCUCCUGAAAUUGUUAAAAAGGAGGUGUCCAGUAUAAUUUCUACCCUGGAAACAAUACUUACUAAAGGAGAUGUACAAUCUAUGGUGGUUGAAUACGAAGCACUAAAUGUUAUUAUACGCUUGGUGGAGCAAACUCCAGCCCAGAUGGGAGAGGAGGCUGUGAGGUGGGCAAAACUGAUCAUUCCUUUGGUCGUCCAUUCAGCUCACAAGGUGCAGUUACGAGGUGCCACUGCUCUGGAGAUGGGCAUGCCACUGCUGCUCCAGAAACAGCAGGAGGUAGCGGCUGUCACUGAGCACCUAAUGACCACAAAAUUAAUUUCAGAACUUCAGAAAUUGUUUUCUGCAAAAAAUGAGACUUACGUACUAAAAUUAUGGCCGCUGUUUGUCAAAUUACUUGGAAAGACUCUGCAUCGUAGUGGCAGUUUUAUCAACUCAUUGCUGCAACUGGAGGAACUUGGAUUUCGUAGUGGCUCACCAGUGGUAAAGAAAAUAGCCUUCAUUGCGUGGAAGAGUCUAAUAGAUAAUUUUGCUCUAAAUCCAGAUAUAUUGUGCAGUGCUAAAAGGCUGAAACUGCUAAUGCAGCCGCUGAGCUCGAUCCAUGUGAGAACAGAGGCUUUGGCACUGACAAAACUGGAGGUCUGGUGGUAUUUGCUCAUGAGGCUAGGACCUCAGCUGCCUGCAAACUUUGAACAGGUUUGUGUACCGUUAAUCCAAAGUACUUUAAGUUUAGAUUCUUCUGCUCCAUUGCAAGGAACUCCCUCGCGUGUACCAGCUAACCAAAAUUUAGCCUUGGCAACCCCUACACCGAAAUCAGGUCCUUACCCGUUUGCAAGUGCGGUCACACCAAGGAUGAACUUGAAUUCUAGUACAGCAGGAGUGGUGGUGUUACCUUCCAUUCAGCUUUUGGGAAUUGAAAUGCUGCUUCACUUCUUGAUGGGACCAGAAGUUGUAGAUUUUGCUAAGCAAAACAAACUUGCACUUAGUUUAGAGCCUCUCCAGUACCCACUGAUCAGUAGCCCUUCUUUUUUUUGUAAGCAUGCCAGCACACUUAUAAAUGCAGUUCAGGAUGGCUUUAUUGCAAUUGGAAAAGAAGUUCCUGAUUGUAUGCUGAAUGUUAUAUGGAAGGACAUGAAUGGAUAUGUAAAAAUGGCUAUUGAAUCAGGAAAUAAGAAAGAAAAGCAAGGGUCAGAAAUACUGACUAUGUUGCUCCAGGCCUUAAAAAACACUGUUAGAUCAAAUUCUCUUCCUGUGCAGAAAAUACUGUCUCUCAUUGAUAUUACUGUUAAGGAAUUGCCUUCAAAAGUAUUGGGAUCACCAGCUUAUCAGGUUGCUGAUAUGGAUCUUUUAAAUGGAACACCAGCUCUGUUCUUAAUUCAGCUGCCUUUCCAUAAUAACCUCUUGGAAUGCUGUGUAACAGAUGAGAGAUUCUUUGUAAUUCUAACAACGCUCGUGGGUUUUGUUUUGUCUGGGCCUACGUCUCCGCUGGCUUUCAGUGAAUCUGUGAUCGGCAUUCUUAAUCAGAGCGCAAAGCAAGUGGAAAACAAAGAGCAUCUUUGGAGAAUGUGGAGUAUUGUUGUUAAUCCGCUGACCGAAUGGAUUAAUCGGACUAACGAAGUAAAUCAGGGUGAUGCACUGGAACACAACUUCAAUGCUGUUUAUAGUGCAUUGUUGCUACCAGUAUCGCAUAUCUUCCCCAUUAAGGAAUUUCCACAGCCAACUAUGAAAUCCUUGUUGCGCACUUGGUCAGACCUGUAUAGACCAUUUGCUCGCUGUGCUGCUUUAGUUGCAACAGCAGAAGAAAACCUAUGCUGUGAAGAACUUUGUGCCAAAAUAAUAUCUGGGCUAGAAGGUGAAACUCCAGUAAUGUUUUCAAUGAUGGAUGGUCUCACCCAUAUUAUAUCAGUUAUGGUUGACUGCAUCAACUUUGCACCAUAUGGUACUAAAUAUCAGCCAAAAAAUAGAUCUCCACAGACACCUACAGAUUGGUCUAAGAAGAAAAAGGAACCCCUUGGAAAGCUUGCCUCUCUAUUUAAACUCCUGGUGAUGUUACUAAACUCUUUCCAUGUGUUCAGUUCCAAAGAAAUCUGUUCAGAAACAUUGGUCUCUGUUGGUCCUUCAAUUAUUGCUAUUCUUCACAACAUCAUCAGCCACGUUUCAUUGCCUUCAGUGAUUGGGACUAUGUUUGCAAUUUUUUCAAAACCCCUGGCAGUGUUUUAUGAAAAAACAAAGCUUGCUGAUGUACCUAAAGUAUACAGUGAUCUUAACAACAAGCUUGAAAAACUCCUGUCCGAGAUCAUCCAGUGUUUACAGUCUCACUGCACUGGCUCGUACGACAGCGAUCUGCUAGCGCAGCUUUCUCCGUUGCUCUGUGUAAUAUUUCAGCACAAGAGCAAACAGAUACGCAACCAGUGUGCCCACUUCUGGAACGCGACAUUCGCUAAGACGACGUCAUUGACGUACCCUGAAGAGUUAAAAUCUGUGUUAAGCCAAGCCAAAAAGAAAAUCCCACUCUUGCUGCCUGGUUUUGAAAGCGUGGAGAUAGCCGAAGAAUGCAGUGGCCCGUUCUCUGAUGCGAUGGAAAACUCACAGCUGGAUGCAAGGAUAAGUGGAAUGGAGGUAAAGUUGGGUCAAAAACGAGACUCUAUAUUGGCACAGACGAAUGAACUAAAAAAUGAAGUAAAAGACAAGUCCAGUAAUGUGCAAGUAACAUCUGCAAAGUUGAAACUAGAAUUUUCAUCUUCGAAGACUAAAAGUGAGAGACUUCUGGAAGAGGAGCAAUCUGUUGACUUUGUGUUUAUUCCUCCAGAAACAAAAGAAAGAAUACUAACAGAACAUCAAAAAGAAGUGCUUAGGUCAAAGAGAGUUGAUAUUCCUGCAAUGUACAACAAUUUGGACGCAUCGCAAGAUACUACCUUAUUUUCUCAGUAUACUCAAAGCCAGGAAGAUUCUUUGGGAAAAUCACCUGUAAUAGAAAAUGCAAAAGAAGAUACUAAAACCAAGCCUCAGGAAGAAAAUGCAAGGAGUGAAAGACGCACCAGCAAAGCGGAUGAAAUCGCAGAGGACUGCAAACCAGAUAAUCCACUGGAGAAUGCUGCCUGCGUGGAAAAGUCACCCGUUACUCACAUCAAGGAGAGCUCAACUUCCAACAGUGAGGGAGAGUCACAAAGGGAUGUGGCUGAAGCAGCUCCGGAGGAGCCAUCGGUUGGAGAGGGAUUAGAAAAAAGUACUGUGGAAGCAGCUUCAAAGGAGCCCUCAGUAGGGAACAAAAACACUUCAAAUGUCAGCAGCAGUUCAACGUCAAGUGACAUCAUUUCCGGAACACCGCAGCCCGUGAGCCGACGGCAGUCUUUUAUUACUUUGGAGAAAUUUGGUAGUUCAGAGAACAGACCCUUUAGCAUUUCGGCAUUAAACAGUUUCUCCGAGAUGUCUGGAAGUGCUUCUGUGGCAGGGAAACAGGAAAACACAAACGUAUGCAAGACUGGUGCUAAACCAGAGAAAUCUGGAGAAGAUAAAAAGCCUUCAAAAUUUGAGACUGAACAAAUAGUUACUGCAAUACGAAGGCUGACUCGCAGGCAGAGUAAAAUGGAGCACCAAGGAAAUAAGCAGUCCAAGCUGUUGGUUAGGUCAGAACAAGAGAAAAGCAUGCAAGAGUCUUUUGCUUCCAGCAGUACGGAAAACAGUCCUGAACUCUCUUCUACAGUGGAAGACGUGGAACAUGUUCUCCUUGCUCAGUCCCAGGCUCUCCAUUCGACAGAAGAAGAAAUUAAAAAAGUUGAAGAUACAAUAGCGGAAAUAGAAAAGGUCCGGGUGUUAGAUAUGGAUUCUAAAGAAAAUACACCCCCAGAGACGACCGUGUCACCUGACCAGGUAACAGGGGACGAUAGUCAGGUUCCACAUGUGUCUCCUAAUCAGAAGAUACCAAGACGUUCUUCAAGACGACGGUCAGAAACCGUAGAAAGUACAUCAGGCAGUCAAGAUAAGGAAGAUGGCCACCAAAAGAGAGACAGACGUAAAGACGAUGAAAAAUCUGGGCAAAAGAAGGUGCCGCAGGCAAAAGAUGACGUAUCCCAAAAGCAGAAAGCAGUUUCUGGGAAAACUACAGAAAAUACAAAUAAAAAAGAAAGCAAGCUACUGGAGAGAACUGCUGCAGAGGACGUAAGCUCAAAGGAGUCUCCUGCUUCAAGGGGCCUUGACGAGGAAGUGAACAGAAGUGGUAGGAGGUCAGAAGAUAACUCGAAGACUGACACAGAAGGUCAGGACUGUAGCUCGAGCACAGUAGAUCAGAGGAAGAUGGAACGCCCGCGAUACCACACCAGACGAGCUUCACAAGGGUUGCUUUCCAGCAUAGAAAACUCAGAGGCUGAUGGCUCCGAGACCAAGGAAGAAAGCACGAGGAAGAAAAGAUUGGCAAAAGCGAAGAGCAGAAGUGAUUCUCUUGAAGGUAAAUUGAAAGAUCCACAGCCAGGAGGCCGCAGCCAUGAGGCGUCUUCCCAGAGAAACGAAACCAAGAAUGCGUUGGAAACAAAUGAAGGUGAACUAAGCCCUGAAGUCGGCACAGAUGCUGAGUUGACCUCUGAAGUGUGUGAGCCAAAGCAGCAAGAAAUGCCUGCAGAUCCUGUCAAAGCUGUGGCAUCUGCCAGCUCCAGGGAUUCGUCUGAUGCACAGAAUGCAGAUGUGGAACAAAAGAGCAGUACAUCGAUGGAACCGGUCCCCAACCCCUGUGUAUCUGAUCCGGAUUUGAAAGCACCAGAGGAAAAUAAACCUGUUAAGAAGCAAACAAAUUCAGAAGACAGUUGUCCAACUGUUCUGCCUCAACAAGUACCAGGAGGAAAUGCUUCAGGUGGUGAUCUCUCCUCUUUGCAAAUACCUGAGUGUCAGCACAAAAGAAGCAAAAGGGUAAAAAGACUAAGGAACUGUGAUUGCUGUAGUACAAAGCCAAAGCAGCGAGUAAUGUCAGUCACUGAACCGAAAAAUGAGAACACUCUUGAGCUGAACGAGCCCCAGGCCACCCCAGUUCAGACGCCUGACAAUACAUCGGAGGUGUCUGGUAAUUCCAGUUUGGACGAGAGCUUGUCCAUGGCACCUUGUGCCAUGAGCACUCCAUUGCACCCUCCUAAGGAACCCAGGGCCUUUGACUUGGAAGGAGAGAGAACAUCUGAAGAUGAUCUGCAAGGAAGUAGUGUUGUAGCGCAGGAGGGUGUAGAGAACCCAGAGCGUACAGCAGGUGAAAUUACCGACUCCGUGGUGGAAACGAGAGAACCUGCUGAUCGGAGUGACCCAACUGAGCAGUGUCUGUCUGAGCGUGGUGCAGAAGAGCCUGGUGACAGCUCUGUGCUGGCAGGGAAUUGCAGCGAAGAACCAUCGGCUACAGAAAAGGAAGAAAUAAGUCAGAGUGGACAACUGGAGGAGAUACCUGGGGCACUGAUUGUUGCUAUCAAACCUGAGAAGAAUCAGGUGGAUGAGCCAGAAAGCAAUCGGGGUGAUGAAGAAGCAGCUGAGAGUACUGUAGGAGAAACCUGCAUUAUCCAAGGUAUAGAGAUGAAGGAGGAAUUGGUGAAAACUGAAAUCACAGUGCCUGAAAGUGCAGCUUUAGACAAAGAAGAUGCUGUAAAAAAUAACGGUGUGGAUUCACCUCAAAAGCCGGAAGACCACAAUUCUUUGGCAUUAGUUAAUGAAAGCCCCAACGGGAUGCAGGCUCGCUGCACGUGGUCUCCCUCAGCUUCUCCAUCCACUAGUAUUUUAAAGAGAGGCGUUAAAAGAAAUCAAGAUGAUGAUUCCCUGUCACCUGCUAAUAAGAUUCGCCGAGUCUCUUUUGCAAACCCAAUUUAUCAAGAAGGACUGGCCGAUGACAUCGACAGGAGGAGUCCUGUCGUUAGGUCCCAUUCUUCUUCACCAUCUUCCCGAAGCCUUAAAAUUUUAUCUAAUAUUCAGGCUAAGCAUAUUACCACUCCAACCAAAGGAUUUCUGUCCCCAGGAUCUCGUAACCCUAAAUUUAAGAGCUCAAAGAAGUGUUUAAUUACAGAAAUGGCGAAGGAAUCGCUGCCUUGCCCUACGGAAUGCGUGUAUCCCGCCUUGGUUGGCUGCAAAGCACCGGUUGACGUCAUUCUACCUCAGAUCACAUCGAACAUGUGCAGCGCCAGAGGCCUGGGGCAGCUCAUUCGGGCAAAGAACAUCAGGACGGUGGGUGACCUGAGUACUCUGACAGCAUCCGAGAUCAAAACCCUGCCCAUCCGCUCUCCGAAAGUCUCCAAUGUUAAAAAAGCCCUGAAAGGAUAUCAUGAGCAACAGGUAAAAUCUCGAGGAUUUGAGGAAAUGUCAGCGCUUGAGGAUGCAGAAAAACCUGUAAAUAACGUAGAGGAUAAAUCUCUUCCUGUAGAUGAAGAAAAACUUGCAACAGAUCUGCUGGAACCAGUUGUCCUGAACGCGGACGAGCAGCCGGCAGCAGAUCUGCUGAGCCAGAUUGACGCGCUUGCGGCUCAGCUCGCCUCCGAAGAUCUUCACGGCUAUUCGGGAAGCCAGCUCUUUGAGAUGCAAGAAAAACUCAUUGGGAUGACGAACUGUAUCAUGAAAAACCUGCAGUCCCGCUGGAAAUCGCCACCCCAUGACAGUUCCGAUUAGUUGCUUAUUUCUAAGUAAGGAGGAUUUUGUUACAAAUUCCCCCAAACCUGCUUUUCUUACUGAUGAAUUAUUCCUUAAACUGUGCAUUUUGUACUAUAGAAGAUUUUUUUAAUAUCUAUAUGAGCAAAAUGUAUUGUGGUUUCCUCCCCCCCCUCUUUUUUUAAUUCUAAUUUCUGGGAUUGCGUAUUCCCUGUUGGAGGUGUUUGUACCGUAUUGCUAUGCAUAUUUCUUUCAGGUAGUGAAAGAAAACUUGGAUAAAGUUGUGCAAUAGCAAAGACUGUGAAACCAAACCGACACAAAUUUUAUGGGGUUUUUUUUUUUUUCCAAAUCCAAAGUGUUCUUAGUGCUGCAGACUCUUAUCUCGCAGCUCUGCUCCGCUGCUGCCCCCCUUCCUUUCCUCCGAAGCUGCUGCCCCGGACAGACUCUCUCCCUCCCCAGCACCGUUUUCUACGGAGAUAAACUGUGCUUAAUUCCUUCCAGCAGCGGCAGCCCGGGAAGCUGGUGUUUGAUAACUGGAUGCCAUCUGGUUUUGCAUGUAGUUUUGUAAGAAUCGCACCAAGAAGCUGAUAACACACGGCUCCCGCACCGGCGCGAGGCUUCCCGAAACUUCUCAGGCUCUUUCCCAUCUCCUUUGUUUGCAGCAGUUCUUCUGUGGAGAAGAGUUUUUUCCUUGGGGAAAUGAAUGGAUUUGACGAGAGCUCUUUGUAUAUUAUUGUACAGACUUAUCAUGGCAAAUGUGGGUUAAUAAUUUAUGAUCUUGAGUUUUAAUUGCAUGGAACGCAUUGCUGCUUCUCGGAGACCUUCAGAUGAGUUCUCGGGUUUUACUCUGGAAAUGGAAUUUGUAUAUAUUGGACUGUAGCUAUCAACACGGACAUUUAUUGAAAGAAAUUGCUGCAGGUGGUUUUAGAACUUACACACGGACAAAUAAACCAGCAACUAGUUCCCAAAUUUGUUCAUGUCCUUGUGGUUUGGUGGGUUUGGGGUUCCCCCUCCCCCGCCCCCUUGUGAUGUGU